This is a messenger RNA of Cygnus atratus (black swan), 3628 nucleotides long. It is a transcript of the gene GCFC2, whose product is annotated as GC-rich sequence DNA-binding factor 2. Bases 19 to 2493 code for a protein of 824 amino acids. The record is from RefSeq and is a predicted model, not a curated record. The transcript has 18 exons. Gene Ontology annotation, cellular component: nucleus. Gene Ontology annotation, molecular function: DNA binding. Lineage: Eukaryota; Metazoa; Chordata; Aves; Anseriformes; Anatidae. Gene Ontology annotation, biological process: mRNA splicing, via spliceosome.
ACCCUCAGCACGCAGCCGAUGCCGGGCCCGCCCCGCGCCAUGUUCCGCCGCGCCCCGCGCACCUUCCGCGCCCGGCGCCGCCCGGCCUCCAGUGGCAGCAGCGAGGAGGAGCCGGGGGCUGAGCCUGACCCUGGCCAUGCUCCUGUCCCUGCCCCUGCCCCUGCCCCGCCGCAGGACCCCGGCACCGCCGCUGCGGUGGGGCCGCUGCCCGCAGAGCGGCCCGUGCGGGGCGGAGCGGGGGUGCGGAGCCGGGCGGGGGUGCUGAGCUUCGGGAGCGAGGAGGAGCGGGAAGGUGAUGAAGAACUUUUCAAAAUCAAAAAGCCGUCCUUCAAUGAAGUAACCUUUAGAAUUCAAAAGAAGAAAAGCCUGCUGCCUGCACAGAGAGAAGUAGAAGAAAGCAAAACAGAAAUCUGUGAUUUGGAGCCUGGAACUGGUAACAAUGAAGACAUGCAUGAAGAGGAGAAGGAGGAGGAGGAAAGUUAUUCUUCACAAAGUGAGGACAACAACAGCGCAGACUCUGAAAAUGAAUCCACUCCUCCAGGGAGGAGGAAGGAUUUAUCACCAGUUAAUAUCCCCAGUGCAGCUUGUGUUGAGUCUGCUCGGAGGAAACGUCACUUAGCCAGGACACAGGCUGACUAUCUUCCACUGGAUGUUUCAAAUGGUCGUCAGGUUUCUCGGAGAAGAGAAAGCAGUGAAGAGAGUGAAGAUGAGCCUGAUAUGAAGAAUCUCAAUUUUGCUCCGAAAAUGAGAACUCUUAGGCAGAGAAUGACUGAACACAUGGUGUCUGUUAGUGAUGAGUCAAGUGAAGAUGAAGCACAAAUGAGGUGGGAAGAACAGCAAAUAAAGAAAGCUGUCAAGCUCUCUCAGGAAAUUUACAAUGAUGCUUCCCUGUGUAAAUCUCAACCAGCUAAACCCAAGUUUGAUACCUCUGUUUCCUUACCACCUGUGAGCUUGGAAAUUAUAAAAAAGCGACUGACUGAAAGGAUAACAUCAUUGCAGGAUGUGCACUGUGCCCACCAGAGGGAGUACGAAAAAUAUAUGCAGGACAUUGAAAGCUCAAAGAUGACUGUCGAGGAAUUAGAGAAGUCUUCAGAUGCUGCUUUGAAUUACAAAUUCUACAGGGCCAUGAAGACAUAUGUAGAAAACUUGAUAAACUGUUUGAAUGAAAAACUGAAAUACAUUAAUGAGCUGGAAUUGGCUGCACAUGCACUUCUUCAGCAACGAGCCAUGGCAGUGUUGAAACGAAGGCAAGAUGAGCUGAAAAUUGAAUCUGCUUAUAUUCAGCAUCUGACAACUGGGAAAGACAAACCAACUAACGGCGGAUUGGAAGAUGAUGGAAAGAUGGAGCUUCUGAAAGCGUGUGAACAUCGAAGGACUUGCAGGCGGCAGGUGAGAGAGCAGUCACAAAAAGCCGACCACCAUGAAGGCAUGUCAAGUGACGAUGAACUGACUCCAACAGAGGUGACUGAAUUCCAGAAGAGCAAAGAUAACAUUUUAGAGGAUAGUAGGAAAAUCUUUGAAGAUGUACAUGCAGAUUUUUGUGACAUCAGAAAAAUCCUGUUGAAAUUCCAGGAAUGGAAAGAGAAGUUUCCUGAUUCUUAUUGUGAUGCUUACGUCAGUUUUUGCCUGCCUAAGCUUUUAAAUCCAUUGAUCAGAGUUGAGUUAAUAAAUUGGAAUCCUCUUGAGCAGAGUUUUACAGACUUGGGAGAGAUGCCCUGGUUCCGAGCUGUAGAAGAAUUCAGUAAUGCGAAAAACACAUCUGAAUCAAAACGGGAUGAUGAUCCUGAUCAAGAAGUCUUGCCUAGAGUGAUUGAGAAAACUGUUCUACCAAAAAUUACAGCAUUUGUACAGAAUGUGUGGGAUCCUUUAUCAACUUCACAGACUGAGAACCUUGUACAGCUUUGCAGAAAUAUCUUUGAAAAACAAGUUCCGUCCAAAAGUGAAGGCAGAAAAGCGAAAGAGGAUUUGAUUAACGAGGUUGUCCUAAGGAUGAAGAAAUCUAUAGAGGAAGAUGUCUUUAUUCCUCUGUAUCCUAAAAGCACUGUGGAAGAUAAAUCAUCACCAGGUUCAAAAUUUCAAGAAAGACGUUUUUGGUCAGCUGUUAAGCUGCUCUCAAAUGUUCUCCUUUGGAAUGGGAUUGUACAGGAAGACACGGUCCGUGAUUUGGGACUGAGCAAGCUGCUGAAUCGUUACCUUCUUCUGAACCUCUUAAACACACCACCAGGGCCGGAUAACAUAGAAAAGUGUGAUAAGGUGGUUGCGUGCCUCCCAGAAAGAUGGUUCGAAGAUCUUGGAAAUGGAUCAACUCUCCCGGAGUUACUGAACUUCUGCCAGUAUUUGCUGCAGUGUGCACGUGUGCUUCACAAGAAUAACCACAGUGAUGAAACAAAAGAAGUUAUUCAUCUGUUGGUGAAGGUCAAGGCUCUGCAUGUUGUUGAAGACUUCAUUGAAGAGUACAAACUUGAACAUCUUAAAUCCAUAAUUGGGAAGUAGGGAUUUUUGAAGCAGUGUUUAAAUUACUGAAACAAGCCUGAUAUUCACACUAAAAAAAGAGUUCUAUUUAAUUAGUGGACUCUGCCUACCCAAAGAUGUAGUGGUAAUCAGUUGACAUCCCUGUGUUAUUGUUAAAUACUUGAGGAGUUUUUUCCAAAUAUAUUCUACUGCCACCUACUCAUAAGUUAAGGAGUAUUUUAAAAAAGCACAGUUGUCAGUGUAAACUGCAGACAUCCUGAAAUGUAUGGCAAUAAAGCUUUAUUGCUUUUAUCCUUCUGGGAAGGAUUACAGGCACUCCCUAUCUUUCCAGUAAAGUUUAUCACUGCUAUAGAGCUGACAACUUUACAAGCUAUUUUCAAUAUUAUAUUGCUAACUAUCACUCUCCAACUCAGCAGCCCUUGAACUCUUCUAACUUGUCUGCAGUGAUUCCGGUAGGGUUAUCAUUGAAGUUGUCCAUAGUGGAAAAGAAUUGAUAAAGUCGCAAGGGUUUUGAUCCUGGUACAGAAACAGAGGAAGUCGGUGUGCAGUGAAGAGUCUGAUCAAUGUUUACCGAUGGUAAACGGGUUUAGCGAGGUAAGAAGUUGCACAGAAGACUGUCUGGGGAAGAACAAACGUAGUGAAGAUAGCGUGUGCUUUAUAGGGGAGUUUUGUACUUGAUCUAGACUGUACUUGUGUGCACAGACCUGGAGUUGUCACACCCUGAUUAUCAGACUCCUAAUAGACCUCUUCAUUAUGAGAAGCAUAAGCACAACUUCCGUUACCUUCUAGUAACCAACUUCCUAAGAAAAUCUUACUUCUGCUUCCCCAUGAGAGGUACUGAACCUUACUUCACCAUACCUGUAUUAGAUCUCUAAUAUUUUAUAACUUUGUAUAUUUGCAGUAAGUAAUGCUACAGAAUAUAAAGGAUGUUUUAUUGUAGAAACCCUCAUGCACCUCAAAUUCUGAUGGGUGUAUACUUGCAACUGUAUCUCCAGAAUCUUAUGGGAUGAGAAUUUAACUCUUGUAGGUUUAUUCCCUUUUUUAUUUUUUAAUUGUAAAAUAUAUUUUUGUAAAAGAUUUUAAUUGUAAAUAGCUCUGAUCAAUGUUACAAACAAAAAAUGACUUUUAAAAUAAAACAAGUAUUUUGAAAACAAGU